GAAAAUGUCAAUAACUUCAAAACGACCCGGGGAAAAUUCCAAAAUAGAUUCGCCUAUGGCAAAAUAUACUACAAAAGGCGAAGUGAUGUGCACUUUAUGUGGAAAGAUAAUCAAACCAGCUUCUCAAAAGUUAUGGAAUGCUCAUGUAGUAUCUGUGAAACACAAAGAAAUGGUCGCUCUUUUAAGACAAAGUGUCAAUUCCAAGACUUCACAACCUUCCACAGAUGUUCAACAGACAGUUGAAGAUGAAAAUUUAGUUGAUGCACAACCAACUUAUACGUUGCCAGCAGCUCCUGCUAGAGGCAUCCUGAAAAACAAACGGAGACCUUCAGAACAGCCUAUUGUGUUUACCCCAAUUUCUAAUGAAAACAGUAAAGAUGGAACCGAUACGACUGUUAGGCCGAACGAAUGUUCGGCUAUUGUAUCGCCAGUUCCAGCAAAACAGGCGAAGUUAGUCCCUGCUCAGUUAAAUGGCAAUGUCGUAAUGAGUAAUCAGAUAACUAUUGUGAAAGAUAUCAAAAGUGUAGUCAGUGAUGUUUCGUUGAUGGAGGAGGGCGAUGGUGAUAACACGGAACGGGUUGGGGGUGAUGUGGCUGUUGCGAACUCGGAAUUGCCGGCCGGUUUCUUUGAUGACCCGAAAUUAGAUGCGAAGGCGAGGAAUGUGGAGUUUGUGGAUCCCAUGGAGAAAGAACUAGCGGAGUUCCAGAAAGCUAUCCAGCAGGAAGAGCUUGCCUCUGAGCAGAUGCAAGUGGAGGAGGCGACACUGACUCUGCACGAGAGAGAAAUAGAGCAGAUCGAGGGUCAGAUGAGGUACUUUGCCAGUGCGGCCACGCUGUUUGAACAGAAACGACUGCAGGAGCGAGGAGCAGCUGCAGGAACACAUGCAGACGCCUCAGCUACAAAUGACAUAUCAGACGUCACAGACACUUCGGCAAUGGACACGAAGGAAGUGAUAGCACACUUUCUCAAACUAGAAAACGAGGCCAAAGCAGAAGAGAAGCCUGACCAAACAAAGACGUUGCAAGAUAACGUCAUUGUGAAGCUACACGGUGCUAUGAAAGACAACUCGGAGUCUAGAGAUAAUAUAUACGCUCUGAAUUUUGUGAAGGAUGAGCCCUCGGGAUCGGAAAGCGAGGAUGAUGGAGAUGAUGUAACAGAUUUGUCCGGUUUUGACAUGAGUAAUUGGCGCAAAAAAUCUAUUUUGAAAUAGGCCUCAAUUCAAAAUACACAGUAGUAGGCGAAAAUAGCGCAGCGUUCGUCGGUAUUAAUAGAUAUUUAAAUAAAUAAGAUCAACAAUUUACUGUGAUCUCUAGGAGCAACAGGCGUUGAAUGAUCAUUUGAUAUUACCGAGUCUUUUCAGACCAUUUUUUGUUAGAUUUUGAAGAAAAUGGAUGAAAUAUGAUAAUAGCUUGUUGCGUGAAAAGUCCUUGGCCUUGGCUGCAAUGCACGAUUUCCUUCAUUUAGUAUUUAUGUUUGAAAUAUC
This is a messenger RNA of Symsagittifera roscoffensis, 1483 nucleotides long. Its product is annotated as zinc finger protein 830-like. The transcript has 3 exons. The record is from RefSeq and is a predicted model, not a curated record. Bases 5 to 1210 code for a protein of 401 amino acids. Gene Ontology annotation, molecular function: nucleic acid binding; zinc ion binding. Gene Ontology annotation, cellular component: nucleus; spliceosomal complex. Lineage: Eukaryota; Metazoa; Xenacoelomorpha; Acoela; Convolutidae. Gene Ontology annotation, biological process: nuclear DNA replication; mitotic DNA replication checkpoint signaling; mitotic DNA damage checkpoint signaling.